Hyaena hyaena (striped hyena) is the source of this 921-nucleotide messenger RNA. It is a transcript of the gene GJC3, whose product is annotated as gap junction protein gamma 3. The record is from RefSeq and is a predicted model, not a curated record. Gene Ontology annotation, cellular component: connexin complex. The transcript is spliced from 2 exons. Gene Ontology annotation, biological process: cell communication. The coding region runs from base 55 to 921 and encodes 288 amino acids. Lineage: Eukaryota; Metazoa; Chordata; Mammalia; Carnivora; Hyaenidae.
AGGAUCAGGGAGUAACACACCCAUGCUCAUUACUGCCCUCUGCUCCCUAACAGGAUGUGUGGCCAGUUCCUGAGGCAGCUGGUGGCUGAGGAGAGCAGGCACUCCACCUCCGUGGGGCGCCUUCUGCUCCCCGUGCUCCUGGGGUUCCGCCUCAUGCUGCUGGCCACCAGCGGGGCCGGGGUCUACGGCGAUGAGCAGAGUGAAUUCGUGUGUCACACCCAGGAGCCAGGCUGCAAGGCCGCCUGCUACGACACCUUCCGCCCUUUCUCCCCACUGCGCUUCUGGGCCUUCCAGGUCAUCUUGGUGGCCGUGCCCAGCGCCCUCUACGUGGGUCUCACUCUGUAUCAUGUUAUCUGGCUUUGGGAAGAGUCAGGAAAGGGGAAGAAGGAGGAGACUCUGAUCCCCCACGGGGAGGAGAGCAGAGAUGCCUCAGGCCCUGGAAGCCCCAGGCUGCUCUGGGCCUAUGUGGCACAGCUGGGGGUGCGACUGGUCCUUGAGGGGGCGGCCUUGGGGGUGCAGUACUAUGUGUAUGGGUUCAAGGUGCCCAGCUCUGUUGCAUGUCGCCGAGAGCCUUGCCUUGGUAGUAUAACCUGUUACCUGUCCCGCCCUUUUGAGAAGACUGUCUUCCUAAGGACCAUGUUUGGGGUCAGUGGGCUCUGUCUCUUGUUCACGCUUUUGGAACUUGUUCUCCUGGUCCUGGGGCGAUGGUGGAGGGCCCGGAAGCACAAAUCUCCCCCUUCUAACUACUUCCCAACUUCAGAGAGCACCAAAAGACACAAUGAACCGACUGAGAACUUCCCAGAGGUGGAGACCAAAGAGCCGUUCCGAGAAGCAGGGAACCCUGUGAUUGGAUCUUCUUCCGAACAUCCAGUGAGUGGGGAUUUACUUCCGACAAAUGAGAGGCUGUUGAAGCGUCUCUAA